Molecule: messenger RNA, 1670 nt
Organism: Hydra vulgaris (swiftwater hydra)
Lineage: Eukaryota; Metazoa; Cnidaria; Hydrozoa; Anthoathecata; Hydridae
Source: RefSeq, a predicted model, not a curated record
AUUAUUAGUUUAACCAGGUUGUGUUUAUUAAAUUCAUUAAAGCAGUGGAUAAUUGUUGUCAAAUUAUCAAACCAGCUAUAAAUUAUAUCACUAAUUAAUAAUAUAUUACUAAUAUUAUUAGUAAUAUAGCUGGGUUUAUAACAAUAAUUAGCAUGUAGUAGCAGGCAUUUAUGAUUAACAGUGAUAAAUUAUAUCAUCAAUUACAAGCUUGGCGCUGUAAUCUCCUUGUUUAAAGCAAGAUGUCUGGCAAUAUCCAAACAAGGGAAUCAAUAAAAGUUUAAAAUGAAUUCAAUAAUGCAAGUCUUGUUUAAAAGAGCUUGCAUUCAUCUUAUUCAGUUGUCACAUAUACGAGUGCAGUCAUCACUACAGGGAAAGAAAUAUUUAACAUCAGUACAUCUAGAAGAUAUUGUUGAGUCACUAAGUUCUGAAACAUCUGCAGGGUUUCAGCAAAAACUAAUUGAUUUAGAUAACCAUAAUAAGUAUUGGCCAUUUGAACUAACUGGACAAAAAUCAUUAGCAUCAUUGGUGCAUAAAUUAUACUGUGAGAAUCGCCAUAGUGAUAUAUCGUUAAUCUCAGGAAAAUUAAAUUCCAUAAAUUACGAUAUUUGGGGUGGUUUGGCAACCACAAUUUUAUAUUCAGCCAUUGAUCAAAAGAAAUGGAAAGAGACUUUUUUGUUGUUUGAGAGUAUGAGAGACAAAGGUCAGCUGAAGCAUGUGCGGUUGUACAAACGUCUUAUUGUGGAACUAGUUGAAGACGAUAAAGUUAGUGAUGCGCUGAAAUAUUUCAAUGAACUAUCAGGUUUGGAGUCUCAUCUAACAAGGCUUAAAUCAUCUGAUGUGCUAAUGUUGAUUUCUAUGAUAAAAGCAGCGUUCCGUAACAAAACUCAAAUUUCAGUUUUACUUAUUGAGAGUCUGUUGGUAUAUUUGGAAACUAAAGAUGGCAGGCUUUUAUAUGGAGUUAUUUUAGAACUGUUGCAAUAUUUUAGAAGCAGCGUAAACCAUUUAGUAAAACAGGCAGAAUUUAGCAACAAUACUUGUUUAAACUGCUCUUGUAAGUUAGUUGAUAAACCAAAUUAUGAAGUUGUUUGCAAUACGAUUAUAAAUUCUAUUGAAAGAACAAACGAUUUAGAUUUAAUUGAUGAAAUGAUUGAAACUAAAAAUGGUUUUCAUAUCAUUAUAGACAGUGGUAAUGUUCUUUUUCACGGUAAAGGGAAAAUACAGCGUAUUCUUUCCAACAGCAGUUUAAAACAUAUUUUGCUAGAUGUUAAAAAGAAAUUCGAUAAAGUUGACAUUCUGCUUGUUUUUCCUACAAAUUAUUCAGGUUAUGAUGACUUAAGCUACUUUCAAGAACUAUCUAGCAAAGUGAGCUGUUUUGUGCCUAAAAUUACUCAUGACGAUCAGCUAAUUUUGUAUGCGGCAGCCAAAAGCGAAUUAAAAAAAAAAUUAGUUUGUAUGGUUUCAAAUGAUAACUUUACAGACCAUACGUAUCUUGCUGCGAGUUUUAUAAACAACUGGAUUCGAUUUUUACAUGACAAAUUAAACCCCUUUAAUUUAAAUGGUUCAUUAGAAGAUAAAACAUUGAUGCCGCCUGUUAUUUUAAGUAAUACAAAUAUUCAUUUAUUUGAUGGUUCAAGCUUAUGGUGUAUAAAUAAAUAAAGUUUUAUUUUUAA